GCUGCGACGGAGGCGGCCGAAAAGCGCUCGACCUAGAGUUCGUGUCGAAGACUCGAGUGAAAGCUGGCCUUUUCCCUGCUAUUAUCUUCGUUCGUAGAUAAGGGAAUUUAGCCAUAUGAUGUCGUUGCGUGACAAAAUGAGCUAGUUUGCGAGACUCAGUUACUGCAGCGGGAGAACGCUUACAUAAUAAGCUACUGUAUCCCCCAUCGCUCGUCUGCCGGGAAAAUGAAGUGCAACCCCAGCUUGCUUCAGGUGCAAGCUGCAUCCAAUAGGAACCUCUUCGUCGUUUCAGUCUACAACGCUGGCCACCCCGAUGCAUCCCUUUACUUCGUUACGCUCCCAGUUUACUACUUCUGACAUGGACUAUGAGAGACCAAACGUUGAGACCAUCAAAUGUGUAGUGGUCGGGGACAAUGCGGUGGGGAAAACCCGUCUGAUCUGUGCCAGGGCCUGCAAUGCCACUCUGACACAGUACCAGCUGCUGGCCACGCAUGUGCCCACAGUGUGGGCGAUUGACCAGUACCGAGUGUGUCAGGAGGUUUUGGAACGUUCUAGAGAUGUGGUGGAUGAUGUUAGUGUGUCUCUGCGUCUGUGGGACACCUUUGGAGACCACCACAAAGACCGUCGCUUUGCAUAUGGAAGGUCAGAUGUGGUGGUCCUUUGCUUCUCCACUGCAAACCCAAACUCUCUUUUUCAUGUCAAAACAAUGUGGUACCCAGAGAUCAAACACUUCUGCCCUCGCGCUCCUGUUAUUUUGGUAGGGUGCCAGCUAGACUUGCGAUACGCAGAUCUGGAGGCAGUCAACAGGGCUCGACGCCCUCUUGCCAGACCAAUCAAAUCAAAUGAGAUCCUUGCCCCAGAAAAAGGUCGUGAAGUGGCCAAAGAGUUGGGGGUGCCGUACUAUGAGACCAGUGUGGUGGCGCAGUUCGGUGUGAAGGACGUGUUCGACAACGCCAUCCGUGCAGCGCUUAUCUCACGGCGCCACCUGCAAUUCUGGAAGUCACACCUGCGCAACGUGCAAAGGCCCCUCCUGCAAGCACCCUUCCUUCCCCCCAAACCGCCACCACCCCUCAUCACCGUCCCCGCGCCCCCCUCGACCCCAGACGAGCACCCCGGUCGCCUGCUGGAGGACCCGCUGUGCGCAGACGUGGUGCUGGUCUUGCAGGAGCACCAGCGCAUAUUUGCCCAUAAGGUCUACCUGGCCACAGCCUCCUCCAAGUUCUACGACCUGUUCUUGGCCGACGUACGGGCCGAGGGGGAGGCUGGGCAGCAGCCGGCCGGGCGGGAGCCCCCGACGCGUGCGGCCAGCUUUGAUGCGUGCGAGAGCGGAGAGGAGGCAGGCCGCGUGGGCCUCAGGGCCUGCAUUAGCGAUGGGACCCUGAUCGGGGGUGACUCGGACGCGGACCAGGAUGCAGGACACUCAGGCCGCCUGCCGUCAUCCUGGGGGAGGGCCUUUGUGGGCAUCCAGAGGGAGAUGGUGGAUGACCCCAUCACUCACAUGACUCGGCCGAUGACGGUGGUGUGCAUGGACCCGUCGGUGCUGGCCGGUCCGUUCCGAGUGGUUCUGCGCUACCUGUAUACAGGCCAGCUGGACGAGCAUGAACGAGACCUCAUGCACAUUGCACACAUUGCAGAGCUGUUGGAGGUGUUUGACCUGCGCAUGAUGGUGGCCAACAUUCUCAAUAAUGAGGCUUUCAUGAACCAAGAAAUCACAAAGGCUUUCCACGUAAGACGGACGAAUAGGGUGAAGGAGUGUCUCGCCAAAGGGACCUUUUCAGACGUAGUGUUCAAGCUGGAUGAUGGCACAGUGCAAGCCCACAAACCGCUGCUGAUAUCCAGCUGUGACUGGAUGGCAGCGAUGUUUGGGGGUCCUUUUGUGGAGAGCUGCACCAAGGAGGUGCUCUUCCCCAACACCACGCGCAGCAGCAUGCAGGCGGUGCUGGAGUACCUGUACACUGGACGCUUCUGCUCCAGGCUCGACCUGGACGCCAUGGAGCUCAUCGUCCUGGCCAACCGCCUCUGCCUGCCUCACCUGGUGGCCCUCACAGAACUCUACACAGUGACUGUUCUGAAAGAGACCGCCUCCACUGGAACGGACAUCGAUGGAGACGUACUGCUCUACCUGGAGAUGGCCCAGUUCCAUUGUGCCUAUCAGCUCACCGACUGGUGCCUUCACCACAUCUGCACCAACUAUAAUAAUGUCUGCCGCAAGUUCCCACGUGACAUGAGGGCCAUGUCAGCAGAAAACCUGGACUACUUUGAGAAGCAUCGCUGGCCACCCGUUUGGUAUCUGAAGGAGGAUGAUCACUAUCAGAGGGCAAGGAAAGAGCGGGAAAAGGAAGAUUAUCUGUACCAGAGACGGCAGAGCAAACGCAAGUGGGUCCUCUGGAACCUGCCCUCGCCAACCAACCCUUCUUCAUCCUCCGCCUCUUCCUCCUCCAGCUCGGCCAUCAUCUGAAACGUCCUGCUUGUGUUGCUAAAACGUUCGGACCCAGAAACAAAGACAGGAGAGGGUGGAAGUAGCCUACGUGCAGUGAGCUGACAGACACUGCCAUCCUCUCUCCCUCUCCAGCCACCUCACGUACACUGUGUGUGUCGAGGCUGACGUUGGGUCUCCUGCUGCUGCUGAGGAGCUGGUUGACUAGAUAAGAUAUGUGAGUCUUACUAGGAGUGGCUCCAUCUAACCUUCCUCUUGCCCUUUUGUGAAUUCAAUUCGGAGUUGCAGAAGCUUUGCUGCAUCUCAUCCUUCCCAUCUCAGCCGAGAUGAGUUGCGGGAUUAUGUGUUAUACCUUCUACAAUAUUGAUAUUCCUUUCAUGAAAGUCAUCAUAUCUCUCAUAUAACAGAAGCAGUAUAAUCAUUGAUUUUUCAAUCCAUUCCCCUAUUUCAUCAGAGUGGAAAAACAGAGAUAGGCCUACAACAGGAUUGGAAUUCAGCAAGGUGAAGUAAUGAAUUUGUAAGUGGUAAAGGAGCUAAUCCACAAAAACAUGCCUUGACAACGGCUUGAAGAGCAAUCUUCAGCCGGUUACAAUAUAGUUUGCAGUUAUAAAACGUCAGUUUUGGAGCAGUGCAAGGAGAGUCUAACAGAUCUAAUAGAGGUAUUGUCAUAGUUCAUAAUGUAUUUUCACACAGAUAACUUUUAAAUGACAAAAUGUCACUCUGGCAUUCUCAGAGUACAGAGGGGCAUUAAGUCAUCUGAGAAUCCCUUAGCUGAAGAUGACCCAUGACUGUGGUGUUUGUCCAGCAUGUUUACACUGCAACACACUGUAUCAGUGGGUGAAGAGUCCCCCAUGUUUUUCUCUGCAGGCAGAGGCGAAGAUGGUAUUUCUACCCUUUAGCUGUAGUCUUACACUGCCAUUCGGUUAUACUUAUCUAUACGUAUACUUACAGAAAUCACUACUGGACAUUUUUGGUAUUUUUUUGCUGCCUAUGAGAGAGCAUUGAUUACAUUCCUUCAUAUUUACUCUGUACAGUUUGGUACAUACAGUAUAUUGUAAACUUCUGUUAUGGUGGUUUGUUAAUCACUUUGAUUACUCUAAUAGUGAAUCAUUGUCAGGUUGAAGAAAAUUACUUCAUAGUUAAAAAAUCAUUUCUGUAUACAUGUCUACUGUACAAUACGUCUGAGUGUACUUUAAAUUGUUGUAUGGACUGCUGUCACUUGUGGAGCCCUGCACCAAGCUAAAUAUAUUGAGUAUUGAAUGUGUACUUUGUAAGCUAAGCAGAAGCAGAGUGAAAUGCAUGCUGCAUAUCUUGGGGUGUUUUCCUGUUUUUGUUCCACCAAACCUACCGGUAUGUUGUGUGCAACUGUAUUUGUCUAUUUUCAUGUAAUCAUGUUGUGGCACUUGUGAACAUCUGUCAGAUAUCUGCAUGGAAAUAUUUUCAGAUCAGUGUAUAGUAUAUGAAAUAUAUACAUAUAUAAAAUCAUUGUGUAUAAAAUUG
This is a messenger RNA of Alosa sapidissima (American shad), 3937 nucleotides long. It is a transcript of the gene rhobtb2b, whose product is annotated as Rho related BTB domain containing 2b. Gene Ontology annotation, biological process: small GTPase-mediated signal transduction. The coding region runs from base 314 to 2458 and encodes 714 amino acids. Gene Ontology annotation, molecular function: GTP binding; GTPase activity; protein binding. Lineage: Eukaryota; Metazoa; Chordata; Actinopteri; Clupeiformes; Clupeidae. The transcript has 10 exons. The record is from RefSeq and is a predicted model, not a curated record.